CACCACCCCACAAGCAACAACCGCCUUGCCCACCACCACUACUCUGUCUACCCAGACACCUACCACCAUAAUAAUAACAACAGAGCCCACAACUGCACCAACCACUACGUUGACAACCACAGUACUUAUGACAACUGCUCCCACCACUAUGUUCACAACAACAGCGCCAACCACUGUAGCUAUGACAACUGCACCCACAGCCAUGCUGACAACCACAAUGCCAACCACAGUAGCUAUGACAACUGCGCCCACCACAAUGCUGAUAACCACAGUAGCUAUGACAACUGCGCCCACCACAAUGCUGAUAACCACAUUAGCUAUCGGCUGACGCGCCUGGAGGACGGCGCGUUCAGCAACCUGACGCGCCUGCGGCUCCUGGUUCUGAGCCGUAACCGGAUCGGCUCGGUCCCCGCCGGGGCCUUCGGCGGCCUGGCCGAGCUGGGAGAGGUGUCCCUGCACACCAACCUGCUCUCGGGCCUGGAGGAGGGGACCUUCAGCGGGCUGCCCAAGCUGGAGAACAUCUCCCUGGAGCACAAUCUCAUCCAGUCCCUCCCUGGGAAGCUCUUCCACGGCUUGCCUCCCCUCUGGGAAGUGGACCUCCACAACAACUCCCUGCGGAGCCUGUCGCAGGAGGUGCUGGACUCCCUGGACGCGGUGAAGGAGGUGAAGCUCGCCCAGAACCCCUGGAGGUGCGACCGGGACAUCCUGCCCCUGCGAGACUGGGUGAGGAGGCACCCCUCCAAAGUGCAGAAUGCCAGCCUGCUGACGUGCCUCUCUCCCAAUUCACUGGCCCACGCCAAAAUUACUGACCUGACCAACGAGGAAGCAGAAGCCUGGAGGCCGUCCACCUCGACCGCCACCACUCCCUCAGGCGACUUGGCCACACCCACGGAGAUGCGAAGGAGGCCUCACACCCCGCCCCCCAAAAAGAGCACCCCUUCUGCCCCUGCCGCCACCACUCCUCCCGGCGACGGGGAGGGCCUUUCCCGGGACGCUAAAAUCAUCAUCAUCACCUUGGUCUGCAUCGCCAUCAUCGCCACCGUCAUCAUCUGCUGGAUUUGCUACAGGAGGAAGAAGCGGGCCAGCCGCACCUUGUACCACCAGGCCAGAAAGAACACCGUCAUUUAGUGGUGGGGUGGGGGGGGGGGGGGUCUUUUCUAUAGGCCGCCCCUCAUGGGGCCCCUAUUUCAGGCCACCCUUGGAACACUCUGAGAGCUGGACACGGGAGUGCAACACGGAACCGUUUUGGAACCAUUCAGCUUUCCAGGAAGCGGCCGUCCGCUAAGCUUCGGCGUUCCGGUCACAAAAUCGGUCUGUUUAUUCACGCGAGCGCGCUGCAUACUUGCGGUGGUCUGAGAACGUAAUGCUCCACUGCACUGGAAUGUCACGAACAUCGCAUUUUCCCAUGUUGCCGUUUUGCUCGCUUGAAGUUGAAUGGGAUGCUUGCUAACCUUGUGCACAUUUUGUAGUCUUACUUGGAUCUGAGCUUCGCAUGAAAAUGGAACCUUCUUAGGCACUGUAAACAGCAGAUAAGGCAGGAAACCAGAAACCCCUCUAUCUCAGUGAGCCUGUGAUACUUUUCAUUUUUUUCCCUGAUGUCUGAAUUCCAUUUAUAUUUAAAUAGCCUGACAUUGAUACCAAUACAAUAUAACAUGCUGCAUCAUUAUUGACAGACAUUAUUAUAGAAGAAAGGCUAAAAUUUCAGUAUUACCCUUUAAUGAUUUCUGAAGUAAUGCAACAUUCUUUUUUAAUGCCCGAAUAGAUUAUGAAUCACAAAUAACAACAAUCUGUAACAAUCUGAAUUGUAAAUAAUUAAAUUGUUUAUUUUCAGGAAUAUGGGUUAUAUAAUGACUUACUCAAAGAAAAUGUCAAUAAACUUCAUUGAACAAGAA
Anguilla rostrata (American eel) is the source of this 1892-nucleotide messenger RNA. Its product is annotated as leucine-rich repeat-containing protein 15-like. The record is from RefSeq and is a predicted model, not a curated record. The annotation marks the transcript as partial. Gene Ontology annotation, molecular function: protein binding. The transcript has a single exon. Lineage: Eukaryota; Metazoa; Chordata; Actinopteri; Anguilliformes; Anguillidae.